Paramecium pentaurelia is the source of this 1612-nucleotide messenger RNA. The record is from the annotation of a GenBank genome assembly. Lineage: Eukaryota; Ciliophora; Oligohymenophorea; Peniculida; Parameciidae.
AUGUAGUAAUAAGUUGAAGAAGAAGAAGUAUUUUAUGAUGAAGAAUUCAUUCUUAUCUUGCAAAAAGUUAUAAUUGAAUGUGAUGGAUUUGAUGAAUUAAAGAAUUACAUUUCAAUAAACAAGCCAUCUUUUAAUGUAUUUAAAUCUAAUAUAAUUAGUUAAUUAAAACUUAAUUUUAAAAGGUUUUAAACUAAAACAAUAAAGAAAACUUUGAGUAAAAUUUACAAAAGAUAUUUGAACAAUUACUACAAAAGAAUAUUUAAAGAGUAUUUAUUAGAGUCUUAUUUUAAUAUUUGAAAGAUAAUAAAGAUUAAAUGAAUUUAAAAUAGCUUUAAAAUUCUGGAAUUGCUAAAAAUUGGAAGAAUUUAUAAGUUUAAGAGUUGUAAGAAUUUAUUGAACUUUUUGAAUUAAAAGCUUAAAUAACUGAAAAAAAGUAUAAUAAAUAAUUUUAUUUAGUUUGCUUUAACACUUUUAAGAUUUAGUAAAUAAAAAGAAAUUUUAGGAUGCUUUCUAAUUUUAUAAAGCAUUACAAUUACCAUAAUAAUGUUUUGAUAAUUUGAUAGAUUAAAUGGGAAAUAAUCAUGAUGCUGGUAGAGCAGCAGAAUUUAUAAUUAAAUAAGAUUUUAAUCCUGCCAAUUAUCCAAAAAUAGUUGAAAGACUUGAAAAGAGUUGCACAAGAUAUUUAUAUUCGGAAUAUCCAUGGUUUAAAUGUGAAGAAAUGCUUAUGUUUUCAUAAUCAUUAUUAGUAUAUUAUUGUGAAGAUGCAUUUUUUCAUGAUAUGAAAAGAGAAGCACUUUCUAUUAUAAAAAGAAAUAAUUUAAUAAAUUAAAUAUAGAAACCUAAUUUAAAAGAAUAAAUGGAAAAAGAUUUGGAAAUAGGAUUUGAAGAGAUUCCAAAUAUAUUAUUUUUAAAGGAUGAAUUUAAACCUGUUGAAGAAUUUAUAAAUAAUGAAAUUGGUGUUUAUUUACACUGCAAAGAUUUUGGAUAUUCUGAAAAUCAUAUUAUAUUUAUUGAUAAAAUUGAUCAGAAUUAUAAUGAUGCAUGGAAAUGUAUUAAUUCUAGUAAUGCUAUUGGUAUUAUUUAUUUUUAUUCAAUAGGUUAUGAUUGUGAACAUAUAACACCUUGGACUAAAUUAGAUUAUUAAGGAUUUAAAGUAUGUUUAGUAUAGAUUGCUACAUUUAAUCAUGCUUUUUUGUUUGAUUAUUAAAAACUAAAAGAAUUUUAAUAAUUUAAAAAUGAUAUGUCAUAAUUAUUAGAGAAUGUUGAAAUAUUAAAGAUUGGAUUGAGUUUGAAAGAUGAUUUGAAACAUACUGUAAACUAUUUGAAAUUGAAUAAUAUAAUUAUUAGAUCAAUUAUAGAAUUGUCAACUUGUUUCAAAGUAUUAGAAGGGGAUCCUAAACUUAGAUCCUUAGCAUAUAUAUCAGAAUUCUAUUUUAAAAAGAAAUUGAGUAAAUAUGAUACUUGUAGUAAUUGGGAAUACAGACCUUUAAGAAAAGCCUAAAUUCAUUAUGCUGCUUUAGAUGCUAUAGCUUCUUUAUAGAUAUUUUAAAUUAUGAAAGAAAAGAAUAAUAAUAUCAUCGAAUAAGAGAAGGAUGUGUUAUCUAUUGGUUGA